Messenger RNA from Thamnophis elegans (Western terrestrial garter snake), 1323 nucleotides. Its product is annotated as rho-related GTP-binding protein RhoU-like. Gene Ontology annotation, molecular function: GTPase activity; GTP binding. The record is from RefSeq and is a predicted model, not a curated record. Gene Ontology annotation, biological process: small GTPase-mediated signal transduction. Lineage: Eukaryota; Metazoa; Chordata; Lepidosauria; Squamata; Natricidae.
GCUCCCCUCCCUCGGGCUGCCGAGGGCGCGCGCUCAAGGCCGGCGGGUCCAGGGUGCAGGUGCCGGAGAUCCGCGCCCCGCAGCCAGCGGGCGUGGCCAGGCAAAGGAGGCUUCUCGCCUUCCAGCUGCCGCCCAGCGCCGCAGUCGCCGCCGCCGCGCUCCGACGGGUCGCCCAUGCAGCUGCCGCCGGUGCCUCCCCACCGUCCCCGAGCCCGCCGACGGCGGCCGCUGCGGGCCUUGGAGUGCGUGUUGCUGGGCGACGGCGCGGUGGGCAAGACCAGCUUGGCGCUCAGCUACAGCACCAACGGCUUUCCCACGCGCUACGUGCCCACGGCCCUCGACCGCUUCUCCGCUGUGGUCCAGGUGGACGACGCCCCCAUCCGUCUCCAGCUGUGCGACACGGCCGGGCAGGAGGGAUUUGACGCCUUGUGGCAGGCCUGCUGCCCGAAGGCCGACAUCUGCUUGCUCUGCUUCAGUGUGGUGGCUCCCACCUCCUUCCGGAACAUUGUGGACAAGUGGCAUCCGGAGGUGCGUCGCCACUGCCCUUCCACCCCGGUGCUGCUGGUGGGGACCCAGACAGACCUGCGCCAGGAUGUCAAGGUGCUGAUUGCCCUCUCACAGCGCCAGGAAAAGCCAGUGCCUCCUACAGCCGGCCGCUCUCUGGCCAGGAAGCUGGGCAUGGCUGGCUACGUGGAGUGCUCGGCCCUCACCCAACAGAAUCUGAAGGAAGUCUUUGACACCGCUAUCGUGUUGGGGCUGCGGGCCGGUGAGGACCCCAAGGGGCAGAGGGCCCCCCCCAGCUGCAUCUGGGCCCUCUCCAAAGACUGGUGGAACAAAUACGUUUGUGUGCGGUAGCCUUGGAGACAGCAUCCUGCGCCCCCCGCCCCAUGGAUGGGGCCUGGCGCUGGCAUCCUUCAUGAACUGGUCCAUUCUGGUGCACUGCUCCUGGGUCGGGGACCCAGAGGCCCUGGGCUGUGCCCCCCCUGAAGCAUAAUGCCUCUCCCCAGCCUGCCAUCUGUGGCAAAAGCCUCAAGCGGGGGAGGGCUGCCUUUGCAGGACAGGACUCACCAGGGUUCUUUCCAAGUGCCGAGGGAAGGACAGAUUCUCUCUUGCUGAGCACAACAAAGGGAAAAAACAGCCCUGGGUCCUUCAAGGGCAGAACCGACCGGAGCACCUGCCAUCGUGGACAUCCAAAUGAUGGUGCAAAGCUUUGAUCGAGGAGUUGAUUUUAUUGUAAACAGAAAUGCAUAAUCCAAUAGUUUGAUUUUGAGAAGUGAAAUGACAUGCUUUAAAAAUAUGGUUAACAAAAUGCUUCAGAGAACA